ACUGAGUCUGAUACAGGGGAGACUCCCACAGGCACCGGCUCCUUCUCAUUCCGACUCCUUCACAUUAAACUGACACUUUAUACUGACACUUUAUACAGACACCGGAUCAGCACCAGGGACAGGAGCAAAAUCAGCACCAAGGAAACAGGAGCAGGAGAAGGAGCUCAGAGACAUCAGACAAAGUUGUAUCAGAGCCGGAGGAGAGAGAGAGGAGAGAGAAGAAGAGAGAGAAGAGGAGACGAUGAUCCCGGUGUUGCUCGUGUCUCUCCUCGGCCUCUGCCGCUCCGGCUCCGCCUUUAACCUGGACACUCGCUUCCCUGUCCUGAAAGAGGCCGGAGUCCCCGGGGGAUUAUUUGGUUUCUCUGUGUCGCUUCAUCGGCAGAGUCUGGAGCAACAGCGAUACCUGCUUCUCUCCGGAGCUCCACAGGAUGCAGCGGCGCCCAACGUAAAAGCCAACAGGACCGGGGCACUCUACGCCUGUCCCAUUAGCAGCUUGACCAAUGACUGUUUUAGGGUACCAAUUGAUCCGGAAAGUGACCCUCAGAACAACAUCAUCGAGAAUAUGUGGCUGGGGGUAACCGUAGCAUCACAAGGGCCUAAUGGAAGAGUGCUGGUUUGUGGCCACAGGUACACAUCUGUGCGUUGGUCAGGAGAGGAGGAUCAGCGGCGGAUGAUAGGAAAAUGCUACAUUAUAGGAAACAAUUUGGAGCUAAAUUUAGAUGACGAUUGGCAGACUUACCACAACGAGCUGUGCGACCCUAACUCUGACUUCGAUGCCACGGGCAUGUGCCAGAUGGGCAUCAGUGGGGGAUUUACCAGUAAUAUGGUCUAUUUCGGAGCUCCUGGGGCAUUUACAUGGCAGGGUUCAAGCUACAUCAUACAGAGAGAGACAAUUUGGGACCUGAAGGAAAUCUACUAUCCUACCAAUAAAACAUUCAACAUUUAUAUGGGGUACACCAUCCAGGUUAACUCUGGAAUUCUUCAUAAGGACCAAGUGACGGUCGUGUCUAGCGCUCCGAGAUGGGAAAGCAAAGGAGCCGUGUUUCUGCUGGAUGUGCAAAAUAACAUUAUGGUCGUAAAGCAUGUGCUGAAUGGUCAGCAGGUGGGCUCCUACUUCGGCAGUGCCAUUGCAUUGGCAGAUCUUAAUAAUGAUGGGUGGCAGGACAUAGUUGUUGGAGCACCCUAUUAUUUUGAUCGGAAAGAGGAGAUUGGGGGCGCCGUGUAUGUGUAUAACAACGUGGCGGGUUUUUUCAUUGAUAAAGCAGCAAUGGUGCUGCAUGGGACCAGCUUUUCUGGGUUUGGCUUUGCCCUGGCAAACAUUGGAGACAUUAAUCAGGAUGGAUUCACCGACCUGGCAGUGGGAGCCCCGUUUGAUGGACUGGGUAAAGUGUACAUCUAUAACAGCAAUGCAGACGGCCCAAAGCAAGAACCAUCCCAGGUGAUUGAUGGCUCUCAGGUAGCAAACAUCUCCACUUUUGGAUACUCACUUAGUGGAGGGCUUGAUGUGGAUGAAAACGCCUACCCAGACUUACUCGUGGGAAGUUUGACUGACCGUAUCGCCCUUCUGAGGUCUCGCCCAGUGAUUAAUAUUUCAAAGGAUUUUAAGGUGACUCCUACAUUGGUGGAUCCAAGCAAAUGUUCUGAUACUUCUUGCAUUGAUGUCCGUGUCUGCUUCUCCUAUACACUGAGUACCGGAAACGCCGGCUACCGAAAGAAUAUCACUUUGCAGUACACUUUAGAGGGCGACCAUGACAGACGGCCACCUCGGGUGAGGUUCCUGGGUUCUUCUGGGGCCGUGUACCAAGGACUCUUCUCUAUGCCAGAUACCAAGUGUCAGAAUGUUCAGCUGCUCCUACUAGAUAAUAUUCGGGACAAGCUUCACCCAAUCAGCAUCUCUUUGACGUACUCAAUUCUGGAGAGGGAGGCGCGAGGGCGAUCGGCUGUGCGCUCACUGGACAACUUUCCUGUGCUCAGUGAAGACCAGAGCAAGUCAGAAGAGUUGGAGAUCCACUUUCAAAAGGAGUGCGGCUCAGACAACGUGUGCAGGAGUAAUCUGGGAAUACAGUACGAGUAUGUGGUUGGAAACACGCCGCUGUCCAAGGUCAAUGGCUCCCAGGUUCUGCAUUACGACCCAAGUGUGAAGAAGGUGAAUCUGAAUGUGAUUGUUACAAACUUCCCCAGCGUCACAUCACCGGCGGAUGAUGCCCACGAGGCAGUUCUCAACAUAACCGUUCCUCCUGAGCUUGUCUUUUCCUCUGUUCGACCACCUCUGGCCUGCACCUUAAAGGACACCAUCAUCUGUGAGCUUGGGUUCCCAUUCAAAAGGAAUCAGAAGGCUGAAAUCACCAUUGUUUUCGAAGCUGUUGGAAUCUCACUGAAAACUCGAGAAGUGGUGGCCGGACUGCAGCUAUCCACGUUGAGCAGACAAGAUGACCUACAUGAAGAGUAUGCUAAAUUCUUAGUGGAUUAUACCAUAAAGAUGUCAUUUUCUGUCCAGCCAAGCCGCAUUCAGACCUAUUUUAGUGGCAAUGUGAUGGGGGAGUCCGCCAUGAAGACAGCCCAGGACGUUGGAAGCCCUGUGGAGUACAGUUUUACAGUUAUCAAUGAUGGGGAACCGCUGACAUCCUUGGCAACACUUUUCAUUGCUGUUGAUUGGCCCCAUGAAGUAGUCAAUGGGAAGUGGUUGUUAUACCCUACUGAGGUCCUGGUUAAUACAGGGACAGUAAAGGAAUGCCAUCCUUCUGGAAAUGUUAUUAACCCUUUAAACCUAACUGUUUCAGAUACUUCAGUUAAAAGAAGGCGAAGAGAAGUUGUUGACAUACCAGAUGUCCGGACUUUGGCAGCUACCAAAAGAGAAAGUUCUGAAGUUGUACUGAAAUGUUCCGGAGGAGGAGCAACGUGUGUGCAUUUUUCCUGUCCUCUGAAUGACAUGAAGGAUGUAGCAGAAAUCACAAUAAGGGGAAGAGUUUGGAACAGCACCUUUCUUGAGGAUUACAGAAAUGUAGAUCGAGUGUGGGUGAUAGGAGGAGCUGAACUGUACCUAAAAACUGAUGUUCCCUCCAUUAACAUGAAGAGCCAGUUUGUGACGUUUUCUGUUGCUAUAGAUUCAGAACUGGUUGAACCCCCACCAGCUGAGCUCCCUCUCUGGUUGAUCAUUGUAUCCGUAGUUUCCGGAAUUUUGCUCCUUGGUAUCAUUAUCUUGCUUCUAUGGAAGUGUGGAUUCUUCCGGAGGGCAAACACCCGCGCCAUGUAUGAGGUCAGAGGUCAGAAAGCUGAGAUGAAGGUGCAGCCAUCGGAGACAGAACGCUUAACCCAGGACUACUGAGUUCAACCUCUGACCCCUGACCCUCCCCUUCGGGUUGGAUUUUUCCAUCGCGUUGGAUAUUAUAAUUUAGUCAAGACUCACUACGCUGUAUGUGUCCCAUUAGAAGAGAGGCAGGGACUCUGCUCUGGGAUUCCACACAAUCAGAAGAAUUGGGUCACCAGCUGGAAAGAGACAGCUAGAUACUACUGAGGGGCCAAAAUCCCAAAACUGUGCAAUGCCACCUCACUGUGACACUGGAGGAUAGGUCAAUUGUAGGACAGUGGGGCUAGGGUAAAAUGAAUGGGACAUAUUUUUUUAUACUGUUGCAAUCAAAAAGGGGCAGAUUUUUGUCCCCCUUACUAAUGGAACAUGAUUAGCUAAGAUUAUCCUGGGACACUCUAACGCAAGGAAAUGGUUAAACAGGGACACAACAUUAUGAUGGAUAUUUACACUGGUACCGAUUAUACUAUUGAAGUUGAAAAAAGCAGAUUCUCUUUCAAGGGUACAUAUUUUCCUUUGACACUGGAACUGGAAGCAAAGACUGGAAACUGAUGGUACAGAAUAAGCGACGACACUGGAGAAUAUUAUGAUAUAGAAGAUUCUCAUUUGACACUGGAAAAGGGGCAUGGGGGUGAAUAUGACCGUUUUGAACAGGAAUGGUUGGAGUUGUGACGAUCAUGUGGCACUGCCGUGGGUUUUCAGAUCCUCCUGAUUCUGGAAUGGAGGUUCAGAUAGUCCUUAGAGACAAUAAAAUGCACUCUCCAAUAAUCUUGUCAUUAUGAAAGAAGGUGCUAAAUAUCAUGACUGCUACAGGUAAGAGAGCUUGUGGCUGGGGUCGCACAUUUCUCAGAUAUUGCUCAGACAUUUCUCAACUCGUAACAAGUUGAUUAGGGUAAGCGUUGGGUCGUAUGCUAAUUGGCUGCCCUGGCUAUUACCGGCUCAGCCCAGUUGGGGUGAGAUUUGUUGGAAAACCUCUUUUUUUUGGCGUUUUGGGAGCAGUAACAAGUUGACUUGAGGUUUACUUAGACCCAGAGUCAGGGAUUUCCAGAAGAAAUGUUGGACCACAAAGACACUGAGUCUCAGGUCUCUAUUUACAGACACUGGAAGAACAUAAAUGAUACAAAUAAAUACAAGAAUGUAUUUACCUGAUACUUAUCAACUGUCACUAUGGGUUUCACUACAAAACAACCAGGCUGUCCAGAUUCUUCUUGACUGCGUCCUGUUCUGACGCUUACCACUGGAAACGAAGCUGGAGCCAACUGAGUCAGAGCUUUUUUUCCCCAUAACAUAUUUCGGGUUAGCAUGAACCCAUUAUCAAGUCAAGUAUUUUCCUGAUACACUGGACAGACAGCAUUUGGUGCAGUCUAUAUAGCAGGUCUGACAAAGGACUAUUUAUUUUCUAGCAGCUCUGGUAAUGACUGAGAGUCACCUUUGUAGAUAAGUGCUCUCUACAUAUUUGUGUAGCCUAAUGCUGCUCUGCAUUGGCAGAUAGCAUGUGCUCCAUAUCAAAAUCAUAUACUUUCCUGCUUCCAAGGGCUUUAGAAAUAGGUACAAGCUGUGCUUAGAAAUCAUCAUGUUGAGUGGCACUGGCUCCGAGAUCCUUUGUUUCUCUGCAUACUGCGGCUGGCUCCAUGCAGAAAAUAAUCCCUAUACGACAAUAUAUUUGGUACUGUCAUUCGGGCCUUUUUACUUUUUGCACCAGAGCUGUUGUAAAUAAAAUACAACUAUGGAAUAAAACCUUUUGCUGAAA
This is a messenger RNA of Xenopus laevis (African clawed frog), 5054 nucleotides long. RefSeq names its product integrin subunit alpha 3 L homeolog (gene itga3.L). Bases 242 to 3325 code for a protein of 1027 amino acids. The transcript is spliced from 26 exons. The record is from RefSeq and is a predicted model, not a curated record. Gene Ontology annotation, biological process: leukocyte migration; cell adhesion mediated by integrin; cell-cell adhesion. NCBI's taxonomy places the organism in Eukaryota, Metazoa, Chordata, Amphibia, Anura, Pipidae. Gene Ontology annotation, molecular function: integrin binding. Gene Ontology annotation, cellular component: membrane; external side of plasma membrane; integrin complex.